Messenger RNA from Raphanus sativus (radish), 710 nucleotides. Its product is annotated as arabinogalactan protein 22. The record is from RefSeq and is a predicted model, not a curated record. The transcript has 2 exons. NCBI's taxonomy places the organism in Eukaryota, Viridiplantae, Streptophyta, Magnoliopsida, Brassicales, Brassicaceae. Bases 233 to 424 code for a protein of 63 amino acids.
CACCAACAACCAACGAAUGAUUAGAGUUUAAGACAGAGAAGAUCUGUGUGUCACGUAAGACCCAAGCUGUCCGGGCCCUACAUUCCUUUAGGCAUGUCUUUUUACUAUUUAACCGAAUCUUAGCUCUCUUGUUCUUUCACCAGUCGGCAUUUUCUUGAUUUUGGUGAGAGAUUUCAUCAAAAAGAAAAAGACAUUCCCUCGCCGGAAUAAUCACCGGAGACAGAGAAAAAGAAUGGCGUCCCUGAAAUUUCCAUUGGAGAUUCUCGCCGUCUUCGUCAUCAUCUCCGUGAUUCUCUUGCCGAUUGCUCAUUCACAAUCACCUUCGCCAGCUCCAGCACCCACAAGCGAUGGAACAUCGAUAGAUCAGGGGGUAGCGUAUGUUCUAAUGAUGGUGGCUUUGGCGUUGACCUAUUUCAUUCAUUGAACUUGAUGGAUCCUCCAGUUUGUUCUUCCUCCACAAUGGUUUUGUUUCCUAGUGUUUGUGUUCAUAAUCAUUUUGGUCUUUCUUUAUGUUGCUGGAUUGACGUGAGAUUCGUAGAAAGUCAAAAGAUAUUUAGGUUUUGGACAUCGUGCUUUGUUCUUUUUUUGUUGGUUGGAUGAUUCGUGUGUGUGACUUCUUUAUUCUUGUUUAGUGAAAAAAAAACGUAAGUAUAUGUUUUUCAGCCAUGGUGUAAUUAUUCUUUUUUUGUUAUUGAAAAGAAAACCCAUUA